Messenger RNA from Anguilla anguilla (European eel), 2737 nucleotides. Its product is annotated as extracellular calcium-sensing receptor-like. Gene Ontology annotation, biological process: G protein-coupled receptor signaling pathway. The transcript is spliced from 6 exons. Bases 117 to 2315 code for a protein of 732 amino acids. Gene Ontology annotation, molecular function: G protein-coupled receptor activity. Lineage: Eukaryota; Metazoa; Chordata; Actinopteri; Anguilliformes; Anguillidae. Gene Ontology annotation, cellular component: membrane. The record is from RefSeq and is a predicted model, not a curated record.
GCAAUUUUCCUCAGCCUGCUUAUUCUGGGACUCAGUCAUGCCCUUGGGAAUCACAGAACGAUGGAGAAUUAAAACUGCUGUAUUUAAACCUGGCACACAGCAGUGCUGGAUCUGAGAUGUGCAGUGGGAUGGCACUGCAGAUCAUUCUGCUGGCACUAACAGUCCUCUGGGCUGCAGCACAGACUCCACCAUGCAGAAUACUGGGGAGGGCAGCCAAGCCUAGCUUCUAUCAACAUGGAGACAUCAACAUCGGUGGGGUCUUCUCCAUGCACCAUAUUCCUUUGGACACAACUAUCAAAUUUGAAGCCAAACCAGAACCGCUGAGAUGCUCUCGAGUUAACUUCAGAGAAUUCCGGGUGGCUCAGACGAUGAUCUUCGCCAUUGAAGAAAUAAACAACAGAACUGACCUCCUCCCAGGAGUAUCUCUUGGAUAUAAAAUAUAUGACACCUGUAUCUCUGCAGCAUUUUCUAUACAAUCAGCCAUGGCUCUGAUGAACGGUUAUGAGGAAACACUGACCGACACAUCUUGCUCCACACCAGCAGUAGUUCAGGCCAUCAUUGGAGACUCAGUAUCUACAAACACUAUGGCAAUUGCUGCAACAGUAGGAUUAUUUCAAAUUCCAGUGAUCAGUCACUUUGCUACCUGUGCAUGCUUGAGCAACAGAAAAGAAUUUCCCACAUUCUUCAGAACCAUUCCCAGUGACUAUUACCAGAGCAGGGCAAUGGCUCAGCUGGUGAAGCACUUUGGCUGGACCUGGAUAGGAGCAGUGAGAAGUGACAGUGACUACGGCAACAAUGGGAUGGCCACGUUUAUAAAAGCCGCUCAACAAGAAGGAAUCUGCAUUGAGUAUUCAGAGAAAUUUUACAGAACAGAAUCAGAUAAAUUAUUGAAGGUUGUAGAUGUUAUCAGAAGAGGUACUGCAAAGGUAAUUGUAGCAUUUCUUGGUCAGGGUGAAAUGAACAAGUUACUGGAGCAGCUGACGCUUCAGAAUAUUACAGGUCUCCAAAUGGUUGGCAGUGAAGGCUGGAUAACAGCAAGCAGUGCAGUAACACCAACAAGUUUCAGAAUACUGGGAGGGUCUAUUGGCUUUGCUGUUCCCAAAGGCAAAAUAAAUGGCUUUAAAGAGUUUUUGUUGAAACUUCACCCAUCAAAAUACCCAAAUAAUAUUGUUGUCAUAGACUUUUGGGAAAAUGCGUUUCAAUGUUCCCUCACAAAUGAAAACAAUCUACCUCAAAUGAAUCCCUGCAAGGGAUCUGAGAGCUUAACUGAACUGGGAAACGAAUACACCGAUGUAUCAGAACUGAGAAUCUCCAGCAAUGUUUACAAAGCAGUAUACGCUGUUGCUAAUUCUCUACAUGGUUUAUUGGCAUGUACUCCCCAACAAGGCUGCGCAAACAGGAUGAAAACACAGCCCUGGCAGGUACUUAAGGCUCUGAAAGAAGUCAAUUUUACUUUGGGAACAGGAGAGAAAGUCUCCUUUGACAGUAAUGGAGACCCAGUGGCCAGAUAUGAGGUGGUGAACUGGCAGCUUGGCCCUGAUAGUGAAGUAGAAUUCAAAAUGGUCGGCUACUAUGAUGCCUCUUUACCACCUGGGCAGCAGUUUGUGAUGAGCCCUGUUACUAUGGUUUGGGCAGGUGGGCAAAAACAGAAACCCAGGUCAGUGUGCAGUGAGAGCUGUCCCCCAGGCACCCGGAAGGCUGUGCAGAGAGGAAGGCCUGUCUGCUGCUAUGACUGUGUGCCCUGUGCUGAGGGAGAAAUCAGCAAUGUCACAGUGGUGUUAAUGGCCUUCAGGGCUACACUUCCAGGCAGUAAUGUGAUGAAGUGGUUUGGGCCUCUGCAGCAGAGACUGAGUGUUCUUGCUUUCACUCUCAUACAGGUCCUUAUUUGUGUGCUUUGGUUAACAAUAUCCCCUCCUUUCCCCAACAAGAACAUGAAGCACUACAAAGAGAAGAUCAUUCUAGAAUGUGAUGUAGGAUCAGCAGUGGGGUUCUGGGCUGUGCUGGGUUAUAUUGGGCUCCUCUCUGUAUUGUGCUUUAUUUUAGCUUUUCUAGCUCGUAAGCUGCCUGACAACUUCAAUGAAGCCAAGUACAUCACAUUCAGCAUGCUCAUAUUCUGUGCAGUCUGGAUCACUUUUAUACCAGCUUAUGUCAGCUCACCUGGAAAGUUCACUGUGGCUGUGGAAAUAUUUGCAAUUUUAGCAUCUAGUUUUGGCUUACUAUUCUGUAUCUUUCUUCCAAAAUGUUACAUAAUAUUAUUCCGACCUGAGCAAAACACAAAAAAACAUAUAAUGGGUAAAACAAAUUUGAGUCUCUGAUAUACUCAAAAUAAUUUUGUAGGUUUCUGGACCAGAGAGUCAUAAUUUGUGAAAUAAGAAUUUUAUAUGUCUUACCUUACAAGGUUGCCAAGGUAUAUAAAUGAUGGAGAAGAAAUGAUGUUCAUAAACCGGUGUUCACUUGAUGGCAAUCCUCAAGAACUUUACAAGGCACGCUGUGGUUUAGUUGGCUGACUUAUGUUGACCUUCCCUUUGGGCCUACACCUGGUUUAUGCUACUUGUUCUUGUACUGAGUACUGAAAAUUCAGAAACCUGCGUUCACUUGAUGGCAAUCCUCAAGAACUUUACCAAGCAUGCUGUGGCUUAGUUGUGUGGUUUAUUUUGACCUACUAUUUGGACCUACACCUGGCUUAUUCUAUUGUGGCCAAAAAUACACCUUUUUAUUGUAGUCAUAAUAUGCAGUG